GUCGCUCCUACAGGCACACGUCCCCUCCUAGUCUAACGUAAAUCCGCGGUGUCAAUCUUCCGUUGUGCUACUAAAUUGUUAGAAGCGGUCUACAGCCAAUACUAUUAGCCUGUGGUGGAGGCGUGCCUAUCCUCGACUGACCGAACUUUUUUUCUUUAGGGAGUUGGAGUGAGCAAAUUAAUAUACCGCUUACGUGGCUGCUAAAAGUUAUCUGAUUCAUGCAAAAAUAUGAUUGUGCAGUUUAUUUGCGCGGUUAUUACCAGAUUCUUAUUCAUCCUCGUCUCCCUAAUCGGAGUGUGGAGGGUGGUGAUGGUUAAGAAUGACGGAGUCUACUGGUUUCUAACUAUCCUCUACCUACCUUUGGUGAUUGAGAUGGUUUUAACACUUAAGCGAAGAAAGGGGAAGGAUUAUGAAUGGUUUUCUCCGGCAAUCUUUCUCUUCCUCAUCAGCAUCAUCCCAUCUCUGUGGCUCCUAGAGUUGCAUCACCAGGAGAACAAAUCCAGUGAUUAUAGGUGUGACAAACUUGAUUCAGCUGAAAGCAUCAAGGCCUUUAUAAAUAUGUGGCAAAACUCAUCAAAUGGAAGUGAACCUUUCAAGGGUUCUGUGACCCUGCUGUCGUCGGUGUGUGCCAACAAUUGGAUCCUGGCACUACACCAGAUCCUGCUGAUUCUCUUGAUCCUGGGAAAGUGGCUUCUGCCAACCGGUGUAGGCGUCACCAGAAACCAGCUUUCCCAGCUCCUCCUCAUUUUCGUGGGCACUGCCGCAGACAUCCUCGAGUUCACCAGUGAAACGCUCUCCGAUGUCAAGGAUAGCAGUCCCAAUGUGGUGUACAUCAUUCUAGGAGUGUGGACAUGGAGUAUGCUGCAGUUCCCCCUACAUAUCUCAGUGUUGAAUGCUCCCGUUGUUCAGUCAGAAGGCCAGGGUGGCUCCCUGCUCUCUCGUUUGAAAAUGGACAUCUGGAGCAUUGUGGGGAGCUUUUUCAUCCAAGAUGGCCCCUUCCUGGUCAUCAGACUCACUGUUAUAGUUUACUUCAAUGUGGUUCACCAGAUGCUCAUCUUCUUCUGCAUCAAGAAUUUCCUGGUGGUCAUACUGAACUUGUACCGUCUCUUUGUCAUCAUCUGCGACCACAAAUCCUCUAGUGAGCUCUAGGUUUGGAGGACAAAUUACAGCAUCAAAAUCACUUUACCAUCAGAUCAUGCAUUUACAAUAGAUGCAAUAGAUGUGCACAGUACCAAUCAAUAUGUUCGUGCCUCAGUGGAAUUUAGUGACAUACAAAGGACAGUGCGAUAUACUUUUUAUCCAAACAGACGUAGCAAGAAAUACAUAUUCCUGCUUUUCCCUUUCCUACUUAUGCCUCUUUGAAGGUUAUUUUUGGUUUAGUUAUCGGUAAUCUGUUGUUGGGAAUGAUAAUGACCUUAAAGCCAUGUUGACAAAAAACGUAAACAUUUGUCCUCUAGGGUAAUUUUAUGUUGUUUACUCUUCAUUUCCUGCUAAUUAUCUUGAUUGAAGUUUUUCCAUUAAGUGUUUUUUUACUCUCAAUGUCUGGUUGUUACAUUUUCUCAAGUAUAAAACCAGUGGAAGUGA
This is a messenger RNA of Osmerus eperlanus (European smelt), 1584 nucleotides long. It is a transcript of the gene tmem26b, whose product is annotated as transmembrane protein 26b. The transcript has 6 exons. NCBI's taxonomy places the organism in Eukaryota, Metazoa, Chordata, Actinopteri, Osmeriformes, Osmeridae. The record is from RefSeq and is a predicted model, not a curated record. Bases 229 to 1149 code for a protein of 306 amino acids.